AAAUAUUAUUAGUUAUCUCGUCAGUUUCUAGAAUUAUAUCAUUGCUAAAGCUGCUUGUAAGAAGCCACAAGUUAUCAACCUUUCCCGACUUUUCAUCACCAACCAUGUCAGAUCCUUUCGCUAUAUUCGACAAGACAGAUCCAACCACGCCUGGUUAUUAUGGACCCUCCCAGACAGCCUUACUCCUUCUAGAUUUCCACUCCAUGAUUGUCCAAAAAGCCGGUGGACCGAAGGCCCUUGCGGCCCUUCACGUAGCGGCCAGCAUGAGGGCCUGGGCCAGAUCGCAAGACAUCCAGGUAGUCCAUGCCCUGAUAGACUUAAACACAUCGACGUUUGAGACGUGUCGGGACGCUGAUAAGCUUAUGGAAACGGUCGCGAGCGCGAGGUCAAGCGGUGGCGAAGAGGCUAUCGAACUAUCCGAAGGUAGCAGCGACGAUGUCACAUUUACCCGCAAGCCCGGCCAUGUUUCUGCUCUUCGAUCCCCCGGUCUAGACGAAUUCUUGAGGCAAAAGGGCAUCAAAUCGCUAGUACUUGCCGGCCUAAGCACAUCCGGGUGCGUGCUGAGGACUGCCGUUGCAGCUACCGACGCCGAAUACGUCACUACAGUCAUCUCGAACGGCUGUGCGGAUCCGGAUGAGGCUGUCCAUGAUAUUAUGAUUAAUAAGAUUCUUAACAAAAGGGGAUAUGUCACUACUGCCACUGAGUUCCAAGACGGGUUUAGAAAGGCCCAGGGAGUAGAAUGAAACGACUGCGUACCAAGACCCUUUUAGAAACGUUUCUUAACAAGUAUCCGUGCCUCGAAGAAUGAAUUUCACCGGGUCUGAAGAGGACUCCCCUUAUUAAAUCUAUCAAAAUGAAGGCUACGACUGCCUAAGGCCGCCUAACUAGAGCGAGGAGGAUCAUACAGGGG
This is a messenger RNA of Daldinia loculata, 910 nucleotides long. Its product is annotated as Isochorismatase hydrolase. The coding region runs from base 105 to 743 and encodes 212 amino acids. The record is from RefSeq and is a predicted model, not a curated record. Lineage: Eukaryota; Fungi; Ascomycota; Sordariomycetes; Xylariales; Hypoxylaceae. The transcript has a single exon.